Messenger RNA from Anisakis simplex (herring worm), 1515 nucleotides. NCBI's taxonomy places the organism in Eukaryota, Metazoa, Nematoda, Chromadorea, Rhabditida, Anisakidae. The record is from the annotation of a GenBank genome assembly.
AUGUGCAGCGCUAAUACUAUUGAUGAAAAGAGCGAUAAAAAUGAAGCUAAUGGCAAUAAAAUAAUGAACGAUACUUCUGCAAGCCAUCAUGCUCCAAACCAUCGCCAUCACCAUAAAAAAGUGGUAUUUCGUGAGAAGCAGUUCACUGUUCGCGCAUCACUUCUGACUGUAUUAAUGGAAAAGUCGGAUAUGCGAGCUCUACGAAAUUUCAUCACAUCGUGUUUCAUCCUUAUGUUCAUCGGGACAAUGCUGAACGACACGUUGACUCAUAAAAACCCAUUAUAUCAUUUUUGGCUGGUUGUUUGGAAUUUCAAUCAGCUACCACAAACACUUGUCGUAUGGCUUCUGAUGGCUUUAAGUACAUUGUUACCCUAUUUCGUUUUGAGAGUUUGGAGCGAUUCGCCAUCGAAGCGGCUUGCAAGCAAGGCUUGCAAUUUUUCUAUUGCAAAUUCGGGUAAACGUUUACUUGAAACGACGCGUAUAGCGAUGAAGGUGCACUCAUUCGUCCGCGAAAACGUGCCACGGGUGAUUCGUUUGAAGGGUGCGGCCAAGGAUAAGAUCAUUAUCAGUAUCGUCAAGCUACCAUUUCAGCAUGAAAGUGGUGAAGCAUUUCCAACAAUCCAACAACUCGCCUAUUACUUCUUUUGCCCUGCAUUUAUAUAUAGAGACCAUUAUCCCAGAAGUGAUACACGAAGUUGGAACGUUGUGCUGAAAUACUUCGUUGAAGUUUUACUCACCAUUCUGUGUACAAAUGUCAUUUUCACUCAGAUGAUCUACCCUCGUUUCAAUCCCAUCGACUACACAACAUCAGGUGUCACUUUUUGGAUUGAAUCUAUGUUCGCAUCCGUUCUACCUGGAUUACUUUGCUUAAUGUUGUUAUUCUAUGGAUUAUUACAUUGCUGGUUGAAUAUGUUCUCGGAGAUGCUUUAUUUUGGGGAUCGAGAGUUUUAUUUGGAUUGGUGGAAUUCGAGAAAUAUGGCAGAAUAUUAUCGACGUUGGAAUUUGGUUGUGCACGAUUGGCUUUAUGCUUAUGUUUACAGAGACAUUGCAUUGCUGAUCGGUGGUAAGAGAGGAUUAAAGAUAUCACAAACUGCGGUCUUCUUCUUGUCUGCCGCAUUUCACGAAUAUUGGUUUGGUGUAGCACUACAGUUCUUUUAUCCGGUCAUGAGAGGAUUAAAGAUAUCACAAACUGCGGUCUUCUUCUUGUCUGCCGCAUUUCACGAAUAUUGGUUUGGUGUAGCACUACAGUUCUUUUAUCCGGUCAUGUUCGUCUUGUAUUUCAUUUUUGGAGGAAUAUUUUAUUGGGUAUCGACGUUCAUCAAAAAUGCAAGUGCAUGGAAUAUAGCGAUGUUCACGAAUUUGUUAAUUGGCACCGGAAUGUUCAUUUCAUUUUACAGUCAAGAAUGGUAUGCCAGACUAAGAUGCUCUCCGAUAUCAUCGAAUUUUUUCAUCGAUUCCGUUAUACCACGACACUGGUUCUGCACCGAAUAUGUUGACGAAUCUGUUGUGAUUUAA